UUAGUCUCGCUUGCUUUCGAUUCACUACCCAAAAACCAAGUCCAACUCAUUUCUGCAACAAUCUUUCAACCAAUUUCAACUCCCGAGUCCUCUCGAAAAUGUGUGGAGGUGCUAUCAUUUCCGGUUUCAUUCCUCCGACGCGGUCCCGGCGAGUCACUGCCGACUUCCUCUGGCCCGAUCUCAAGAAAUCCAGCUCCGGGAAGAGAUUCUCCUCCGGCGGCCGGCCUCUGAGGUCCGAAAUCUUCGGAUUGGACGACGAUUUCGAGGCUGAUUUCCAGGAAUUCAAGGACGAUUCUGAUGUGGACGACGAUGAGGAUAUGCUCGAUUCCAAGCCCUUUGCUUUCUCCGCCGGAAAGCCCUCUCCUGCUGCUCGCGGACCAAAGACAGUGAAAUCUGUGGAGUGCAAUAGUCAAGCUGAGAAAUCUGCAAAAAGGAAGAGGAAGAACCAGUACAGGGGAAUUCGUCAGCGCCCAUGGGGCAAGUGGGCUGCCGAGAUCCGAGACCCAAGGAAAGGAGUCCGUGUGUGGCUCGGAACUUUCAACACUGCUGAAGAGGCUGCAAGGGCCUACGAUGCUGAGGCACGUAGAAUUCGUGGCAAGAAAGCCAAGGUGAAUUUUCCUGAAGAAGCCCCUCGUGCUUCUACAAAGCGUGCUGUCAAGGCGAAUCCUCAGAAAGUGCUACCCAAGACAAACUUGGACAAUAUGCAGUCUAAUCUGAACCAGAACGUCAAUUUUGUGAAUGGCUCGGAUCAAGAAUACUACAAUUCUAUGAGUUUCCUGGAGGAGAAACCCCAAACUAACAACUUUGGUUACAUGGACUCUGUCCUUACCAAUGGUGACUUUGGGAUGAAAUCGUCCACUGUAGCUGACCCUGCUGCUCUGUAUUUCAGUUCUGAUCAGGGAAGCAAUUCCUUUGAUUGUUCUGACUUUGGCUGGGGAGAACAAGGCUCAAGGACUCCUGAAAUCUCAUCUGUUCUUUCUUCUGUUCUGGAAGAAAGUGAGAACUCAUUGUUUCUGGAGGAUGCUAACCCAACCAAGAAACUGAAGGCUAACCCUGAGGGUCUUGUGCCUGCUGAGAAUAAUGUUGCCCCAAAGACACUCUCUGAGGAGCUGUCAGCUUUUGAGAUGAAGUAUUGUCAGACACCAUAUCUUGAGGGGAGCUGGGAUACUUCCAUUGAUACCUUUCUCAAUGGUGAUAUGACCCAGGAUGGUUGUAACCCAGUGGAUCUUUGGAGCUUUGAUGACCUUCCUUCAAUGGCUGGGGGAGUUUUCUAAGCGCACCAGCUUUUCAAGUUUAUGUAAAUAAAGCUACAUGAAGGGUUUCGCUGCAGUGCAAGCAGUUGAACAUGCAUAAGGCUUGUGUGAGGAGUCUGUUAAGCUGUAGCUGCUGGUGUUUUGGGGAGUAUAUAGCGACUGGUAACCGCGGUAUACCUCAGCCAUGUGAAGAGUUUCGUGCAUGUUUGCCACUUGUUGCUUCUGAAUAUGGUUUUGAGUGAGGUGUACGACUGCCAUGCGGCUAAUGGUUCUGGUGGCGGGUGUGGAGCUCUGAUGUCAUCUGGAGCCAUAGCUCCAUACUUGAGGUGUCAAUGGGGUCAACAGUACUGGAUCGCAAUGCCUUGGUAGUUGGACCCUUCACCUCAUAUAUGCACCGGCAGCUCAGAAUAGUCAACAUAAGCUUGGUGGCAACAUAAGCUUUUUGCAGAGAAGAUGAGAAUAGCGACCACAAGACCUGAGUGAGCUUUCUAUAGUCACAUGUUUCUGCGCAGAAAGCUCAGGAUGAGGAGAAUUUGGAGGACCAAUUAGGUAUGAGGGGACCAUUGUUGCAUUUCAUGGGUGCUGGAUGUGAUCCGAGGCUUUGAGCAUAUUAAGAAUGUGGUUUUUGAAUUUGGGGUGGCCUUGGUUUUUGACCUUUAACUAAUACUAGGGAAAGGGAAGGGGAAGGUGUACCUAACAGACCAGGUUUUGGUGCAUUUUAGUGAUUUCACGGUCUUCGCCUGCCCAAAAUGAGUGUGCUGUAGAACAGUCGUAACCUCCUGUCAACCAAGCAUACAAAAUAAUUGGCCUAAAAAGCUUGUUCUUUAGAGACCCCGAGAGAUUAAAGUGGGAUCAUCCUCGUGCCAAAUGAUAGUGAGGAUGCUGGGAUAUGCUGUGGUACGGGUACCUCUGAUUCCAACUAAGAGAUGAAGGUCUCCCAUUUGUGACCCUUUUAUGUACAACUUCAAGUACUAAAACGGAGAAUGAGUUGGUCUAAGGUACAUUAGUGCACCCACAUUGAGCAACUAGUUAAUUUGAGACUAGACUUCUCCAUGCAUUCAUAAGAUAAGUCGAGACUAUAUCGAACUAGUCUACUUGAAAUAUCGAUGUAUAUAUAUUAGAUGUAUCGCAAAACUUCUCCUACAGAAUAACUUCGUCUAGCAGAUGAACAUUUGUUCAGUUCAGCCUUUAGAGUCGCAGAUGGGGUAUUUCUCUCAUCCGCCUAGAAUUAUUCGGUAGAGUCGAAAGUGGUGGAGGGUCGACUCAAAAGUGAAUUUGUGUUGCUUGCUAGGGAAAGUAGAGGGGAAAGGGAAGGAUAGUCUACCGAGUCCUGCCUGUCUUCUCGGGUAAACCAAGUCACAGAAAGCCUCUAACAAGCUCUAGCUUUCUCUACAAAGCUGCUGUUGUGAAGGCCCUGGUAUAACUCUAGAAAGGAAUAAAGCAAAACACAAAGCUACAGUCUAAAGAAAGACAUCAAAUUCUCGCUUCUUGUACAAGUAGUACCAUUUAAUUUAACAAUGAUGAACUGAUGAUAGCUUAUAAUUGUAUGAUAAACUCCCCCAAACAUAUGCCUAAGAUGUUGUUCUGCCAUGGAUGUCAUCAGUUCAUUACAAAAUUCAGAACACUCGUGUUUCCAAAAGCUCUGCCAUGCAUAUUCUUUCAAAAGGUCCUGUUUAUUUCUCCUCCUCUUUCUUCUUUUACCAGUUGUUUUUCUGGGUGUAGCUACAUUGAUCAUAAUCUUCGUCAUGAAGCCCCAAAAGCCAGUUUUUUCGCUUCAAGACGUAAACGUGGAUUCAUAUAAGCUCAAUGCCUAUUCGGGUUCAACCCUGUUUGUUUCAUCAGUAAUCACAUUGACCCUGAAUGCUCAAAAUCAUAACAAAGUCGGCAUCUGGUAUACCCCUUCCCACCUAGAAGCUCUCUAUGAUGGAGUGCCUAUAGGAACAAUUCGGAUUCCCGGGUUUCUUCAACCUGCUCAUAGUAGUAAUGUGACUAUGCAGACGAGGCUUUUGUUUCCAUGUGUGAAUGCCAGCCAGAUUGUGACAGAGGCUUCAUUGCAAGAGGAUUCCAGGAAAACAAUGUUUCAGAUGAAAAUAUUGGGUGAUGUUGGAGCUCACCUGCUGGUAUUUCACAUUAUUCUUUUGAAGAUCAAGGUUAGUUCCAUAUUGAUGCACUCCUACUGUGACCCCCAACCACGUACUGUAUUAUAUAUUUCUAUGCAAGGUUUUGAAUUCCUGAUUUUCGAGUCUAUAUCCAGCAUUCUUUCCAUUUGAUUGUUUAAUCAUAAUUCAUAUUCUUGUAGGUUGGUCUGGAGUGU
Messenger RNA from Fragaria vesca subsp. vesca, 3567 nucleotides. RefSeq names its product ethylene-responsive transcription factor RAP2-12-like. The record is from RefSeq and is a predicted model, not a curated record. Bases 99 to 1274 code for a protein of 391 amino acids. Gene Ontology annotation, biological process: regulation of DNA-templated transcription; ethylene-activated signaling pathway. Lineage: Eukaryota; Viridiplantae; Streptophyta; Magnoliopsida; Rosales; Rosaceae. The transcript is spliced from 4 exons. Gene Ontology annotation, molecular function: DNA-binding transcription factor activity; DNA binding.